This is a messenger RNA of Eruca vesicaria subsp. sativa (arugula), 420 nucleotides long. Lineage: Eukaryota; Viridiplantae; Streptophyta; Magnoliopsida; Brassicales; Brassicaceae. The record is from the annotation of a GenBank genome assembly.
AUGAAACAGGUUGUGAAUCCUUCCGGUGUAAUCUUCAACCAGCUUGUCCAUCUAGACUUGAAUACAUUUGCUGAAGGUUGGUGGGAUCUACUUACCUGUAUGCUCCAAGAUUCUCCCAAACUACGUUUUCUCAAACUCACUGAUAAUUUUUAUAUUGGCAAAGAUAUCCCCACUGGUUGGAAGCCGCCGAGUUCUGUUCCAGAGUGUUUAUUGCACAGUCUUGAGGCUUUUGAGUGGUUCGGAUACAGAGGAAAACAACAAAAUAGGGAGAUGGCAGCAUAUGUACUGAAAAAUUCUAUUUGUUUGAAGACGGCGACAUUCUCUCCAGAAUCAACUCGUUUGGGAAAGAAGAACCGAAUGCUUAAGGGGUUGGCAUCUAUAAUUACAGCUUCCGCUUCGGUUCAGAUUCUUUGUGGCUGA